AGACCUGUUUAUAUGAUCGUUACUUAAAUUAAUGCAUUUGGAAGUUGGUUUCUAAAUAUUGGCAGCACUUAAUGCGUAUUCCACCAUAUUGUAUUCACAAGAAGUCGGCCAUUUUUGCUAAAUCUAUCUUCUCGUCAUAAUUCAACAUGAAGAUCGGUCUUUGCGCAUAUAGCGGAUAUAAAAUAUAUCCCGGCCAUGGUAAAACCAUGGUAAAAGUGGAUGGAAAAACGUUCACAUUUUUAAAUUCAAAAUGCGAAUCUGCACAUUUAAUGAGACGUAAUCCAAGGAAAGUUACAUGGACUGUAUUAUACAGACGAAAGCACAAAAAGGGGCAAGAAGAAGAACAAGCAAAAAAAAGGACAAGACGUACUCAAAAAUUCCAACGUGCUAUUGUUGGAGCAUCUCUUACAGAUAUUUUAGCGAAACGUAAUAUGAAACCAGAAAUUCGUAAAGCACAGAGGGAACAAGCAAUUAAAGCUGCAAAGGAACAAAAGAAAGCUGCAAAAGCAACGAAGAAAGCAGUUGUACCUGCUAAGGCAAAAGUACAACCAAAACAUAAAGCUGCAAAGAUAACACAAAAAGCAGCUCCCCGUGUCGGAGGAAAACGUUAAAUUCCCGCACUGUAUAAAUAAAAAGAUCUUUAGAUUUAAAAAA
Molecule: messenger RNA, 654 nt
Organism: Bombus pascuorum
Lineage: Eukaryota; Metazoa; Arthropoda; Insecta; Hymenoptera; Apidae
Gene: RpL24
Product: large ribosomal subunit protein eL24
Exons: 5
Coding region: 147-611 (154 amino acids)
Biological process (GO): cytoplasmic translation
Cellular component (GO): cytosolic large ribosomal subunit
Molecular function (GO): mRNA binding; structural constituent of ribosome
Source: RefSeq, a predicted model, not a curated record